Messenger RNA from Triticum urartu, 807 nucleotides. The record is from RefSeq and is a predicted model, not a curated record. NCBI's taxonomy places the organism in Eukaryota, Viridiplantae, Streptophyta, Magnoliopsida, Poales, Poaceae.
GAAUGGGGAUUUAUGAUGCCAUGAAAUUUUGCAAGGCUGAUAUCUCAACUGUUUGCUUUGGAUUGGCGGCUUCCAUGGGUGCAUUUUUGUUAGCUGCUGGGACAAAGGGAAAGAGAUUUUGCAUGCCAAAUGCGAGAAUUAUGAUCCAUCAGCCAUCAGGGGGAGCUGGUGGGAAGGCCACAGAGAUGGGAUUGCAGAUAACAGAAAUGCUCUAUGAGAAGAUAAAGAUCAACAAGAUAAUGUCAAGGAUCACUGGAAAGCCUGAAGAGCAGAUUGACGAGGACACGAAGUUUGACUGUUUCAUGAGUCCUUGGGAGGCCAAGGAUUAUGGAAUAAUUGACAGCAUUAUAGAUGAGGGGAAACUUGGAUUGGUAGCUCCUGUAUCGGGAGCUGUGCCACCCCCAAAAUCACGUGUGUGGUACUUGUGGAACGCUUCAGGACCAACUAGAAAAAUAAUGAAAAAUCUACCUUCAGAGGAAAAGCUCAUUCGAAAUGGCAAUGGCAGUGUAAGUGGAGCUGAUGGAAUGCUGAAGGAGGCCUCAUCAACUUGAGAUAUGUCUACCAGCUUACAGCAUCACCAUGGGUUUAGGAUCAAAGAUGUGGCUUGCUAUACAGGCCAGAUCAUACAAUGUGCAAUUUUCAGGGUGCAGGUCUGUAUGCCUUGCCGGUACUCGAAGAUUGGCUGUAGUGCUGUUUGUAUGCUGUAUUGUAUUAUUUUUCCUGUAUACGGUUGAUUUUUUUUGAUCUUGCAGUGCAACCAUCAUUUUGCAGGAGAAUAUAGGCCUUGUUUGUUUGGGGUUUUGCUUC